GAUGAAAAAAUAAAUAUUACAAAAAGCCUGAACUGAUAGUGGGAGUUGCUUAAAUCAGAAUCUGGCUGUUAACUUGGUUUCAUAUCCCCCCCUUUUUUUAAAGAUUGACAUAAUUUGAAAUGAAAAUCUUAUUCUUUUCAACAUAUUCUUUUGUCAUAGUUGUUUAAAAUGAAACCCAGUAUGCUGACUUAAAUAUAGCAAGUUCUUCUGAAACCAGUGGCUUGCAAAUGCUUCCAAGUUUAACACUGUUUUCUUUCUAAAGCAAUGAUUCAUAUGUCACCACAGUAAACUGCAGUACAGAGGUUGUAAUAGCUGUGGCAACAGCUUUAAAAAUGCAAUCAUGUAGAAAAAAGACAAGACUUUCUCAUAAUCCUUUACUAGUCACUCAAUAGAUAAACCUGACUAAAAGAUCUGUGGGAUUUCAUCUUGAGUUGUUCGAAAAAAGAUAAUUUUGUGAUACAUCACAUGCAACAGAACACCUAAAAUAUAGAAUUUCUACUGAAACAAAACAAAACAAAACAAAACCCAAACAGAAAUCUAAAUGAUUAAGAAAUAACUAUAAAUGUAUUUUGCAUAUCAGAUCAUUGUGCAUCAAACUCUAUUAGCUCUUCAAUGUAAAUUUCUUUUUAUAAAGAUUUGGUGUAACAAAUGGCAAAAAAAGUUUGUCACUUUGACACAUUUUCUGAGAAGGCAAUGUUCCUCUUGAGGUUUGAGACUUCCUUUUGUUGUAUUUAUACAUUGAGUGCUUGAGUUGUGCGUUACAGAGACCACGCCAGGGCUGCCAGUAACAAUUUAAACAAAGGAGUCCGAUCUCAGCAGUAAGAAGAAAAACCAGCCUUUGCUUGCAUAAUGAUUUCUAACCCGAGCACAAAUACCACCACUGGACAACCAAACCUCACAUCCAACAUGACUUCAAUAAAUUAUUUCACCAUUUCUCUCCAUGGACUCGUCUCUACAAUUGGCAUCCUGGAAAACCUUCUAAUCCUUGGAGUGGUGGGGUUCUGUGUUAAGCGUUCUAUUAUCAGCAUCUGGAUCCUGAACCUUGCAGCCUCUGAUCUGUUGGCCACGGCUUCCCUGCCCUUCUUUACCCUCUACAUGGCCCGUGGUAACACCUGGACAUUGGGUGCAACCUUCUGCCGCAUCCAUUCCUCCAUUUUUUUUCUCAACAUGUUUGUGAGUGCCUUCCUCUUGGCAGCCAUUUCUUUGGACCGCUGCCUGGUGGUGCUAAAACCUGUCUGGGCCCAGAACCACAGAAGCAUCAAACUAGUGGGGAAGAUAUGUGGAGGAAUUUGGGCCUUCGCUGUAAUCUGCAUUAUCCCCUUUUACAUGUUCCGUGACACAAUUCCCGUAAAAAAAAGCAAGAUUCUCUGUUACUACAAUUAUUAUAAAUUUCUCCCUAGUGGGCAAUACGAUAAGGAAGCUUUGGUCAAACAGCGGAAAGAGGGUUUGGCUUUUAUGAAGUUCUUUCUAGCCUUCCUGAUUCCUCUCCUAAUCAUCAUCUGUAGCUAUGCAGCUGUGAAUGUCAGCUUGGCACGCAGAGGCUGUCGGAGGCCUUUCCAUUUUGUUCGACUGGUAAUAGCUGUAGUUGUGACCUUUUUUCUCUGCUGGGCUCCAUACCACAUCUUCAUCAUCAUGGAGGUAAUGACCCCCAGUGAAAAUCCUGCACAUAAGUUUGCAACCAAGAGUCUUCCAAUUUCAGCAACUAUUGGCUUCCUUAACAGUGUCCUCAACCCCAUCCUGUAUGUGUUCAGCUGCCCUGACUUGUGCCAUAAGAUCAGACACUCUCUUGGAGCAGUGAUGGAAAGUGUACUGGCUGAAGAUCUGGUAGAGCUAGCCAGGCGUCGCAGCACCAUGCGGCACUCCAUCAGUUUGCAAUGAAGCCGAAGCGAUCCAUUCCAACUUCCACCUCUCUAAAUACGGAGGGGCAGGCUGAAAGGCUCAGUAAUAUGAACUGAAACAACCUAUUUAUAUCCAUAGUGUAGCAAUAGUGUAGCUGGUAUGUGAAGAAAACUUGAUUUGUCCUCUGUCAUUUUGCUGUGUCAUGCUAUGUGAUAAUGUGACAAGAAACUCCAUUUCCCUGAUAUGCUCCACUUAGAAUUUAAAGUUGAUGUUUUUUCUAGGGCCUGUUUUUGUCCCCUCUUCCCUUUUUAAUGUUAAUGUUUAUAAGUUUAUUUUAAACUACUUUAGAUGUGUUUCAGAGUCAUUCCUUCUUCUAGUAAGCUUUACAUUUGGGAUUUUUAUUUCUUGUUUGUUUGUGCUGGUCACACUCUCAGAUGAGCAUUACCAGAAAAAGAAGCUUUGUUUUAAGAGUUUAGGCUCUUUAAAUGCCUUAACUCUUCUACAAUGUGCUUGAUUAACAUAUUUUCCUGCAUGAAUUGUUUUAUUUUCAACAAAGCAGCUAGAGCAGCCUAAACCAUACUGUAUAUAACGAACAUUUUUACUGUGAUAGUGCUAAAGAGCAAACAGCAUUAAGGGUGGAACAUACAUUGAUUUCAGUUUCACACUUGGCAAGAUGAGCUGUAGGUCUCAGAUGAAGGAUGUUUCUCAUGCUAGAUAUUAUCAGGAGGUGCAGGUGCUGACACAAGCAACAUUUUUGCAGGUACAAAGUGCUCUUAUGUAAAUGAAUGUACUCAUAAAGCUUUGUGUAUAUGAUAUUACUCAAAAUCUG
Messenger RNA from Melanotaenia boesemani (Boeseman's rainbowfish), 2668 nucleotides. Its product is annotated as prostaglandin D2 receptor 2-like. The coding region runs from base 850 to 1878 and encodes 342 amino acids. The transcript has 2 exons. Gene Ontology annotation, molecular function: complement receptor activity; G protein-coupled receptor activity. Gene Ontology annotation, cellular component: plasma membrane. NCBI's taxonomy places the organism in Eukaryota, Metazoa, Chordata, Actinopteri, Atheriniformes, Melanotaeniidae. Gene Ontology annotation, biological process: positive regulation of cytosolic calcium ion concentration; complement receptor mediated signaling pathway; phospholipase C-activating G protein-coupled receptor signaling pathway. The record is from RefSeq and is a predicted model, not a curated record.